This is a messenger RNA of Rubroshorea leprosula, 1011 nucleotides long. The record is from the annotation of a GenBank genome assembly. Lineage: Eukaryota; Viridiplantae; Streptophyta; Magnoliopsida; Malvales; Dipterocarpaceae.
CUCCCCGCUGAUUCCUCCACUUAAUUACUUCCGCAUCUGCGGCCCUCCGCCUCAUCAUCAAUCCACCAUUAAUUUCUUCCCUUGUUUCGUGACUCAGUGAGUCAACUGCCGAUUCAUGGAUCGUUUCCUCGGCAUCUCCUCCUCCUCCUCCUCCUCCUUCUCCUCUUCCUCCUCUUCCUCUUCCUCUUCCGCUGUUGAAGCUAACAACGGCGGCGACGAGCUGAACGAGGACGAUAUUUUCUGGACCAACGACGUCACUGAAUUACAAGAGGAGCAGAAUUCGACCAUCACCAGCAGUACCAGUAACCGCCGCCAGAUUUUCGCGCACAAUUCCGGUAUCCUCGCUGCAUUAUCCGAGACGAAGCGGUACGAAGUGCUGUACCGAAAGCCGAUUAUACCGUUAACCACCAGAAUGGGUACGUCGAUCCCGAGGCCACCUCUGCAGGAGAGGGAGUGGCUUUCUGGCACUAGGAAGUUACAGCAACAGUCGGCUCCGGUGAACGUGCCGUUGCUGUCGAUGGCUGUGGCCAGAGAGAGGAAUAAGAAGUUUCUAGAAGUGGAUAACGAUGAUGACAGGGAUGAGGAGAUGCUCCCGCCACACGAGAUGGUGGCGAGAGGAUCGGGAAUGUCGCCAAAGACGACGUUCUCGGUGCUUGAAGGAGCAGGAAGGACUCUGAAAGGUAGGGAUCUACGGCAGGUGAGAAAUGCCGUUUGGCGCAAAACCGGAUUUCUUGAUUGAUCAGCUAAUUAGUGUCCUCUUUCUUCAUCUGGGUAAAGGUAAAACUGUAUCAUAUCAUCUUGUUUGAUUGUGAUCAGAAUUUUGUUUGGUUUGAAUUACGGUGAAAUUGUCUGAUGUUGUAAUUAGUAUGAAGUCAGUUUCUGGUUUGCUGCUAUAAUUUUGAAAACAGAAAUCAGUUUCAAUCUCAGAGAUAUGAUCAUGUGGAUUUUUCAAUUUUUAUUACUCCCCCUUGUACUUUUUUGCAGUUGUCUGAAUAAUGAUGUCACUGUUGU